This is a messenger RNA of Besnoitia besnoiti, 8415 nucleotides long. RefSeq lists its product as uncharacterized. The record is from RefSeq and is a predicted model, not a curated record. Lineage: Eukaryota; Apicomplexa; Conoidasida; Eucoccidiorida; Sarcocystidae. The transcript has 9 exons. The coding region runs from base 1 to 8415 and encodes 2804 amino acids.
AUGAGCGGCAUCGGAGGCGGAGGCUCAAGCUCCAGCGGGGCGGGUCGCGGGGGCUCCAAGUCCACGGGUCCGAGGCCCGUCAAGAUUGCCGCGGUGUCUCUCGUUGACUUGAAGGAGCAGGCAAACAAGGCUCCGACGCAAUCUCGAGGGUGGGGGGUCAUCCCGCAGCCCGCGGCUUCGAGCGAGGCCUCCGGUGUCUCCUCGUCUCUCUUUCCUCCGGUCACUGCACUGAAGCAGCAGUUCCAUUCUUCCUCGUCGUCCGCCUCCUCUCUGAGCGCCGCUCUGGUCAACAAAGGGUCGGGCCUCGCGCGCGCCGGUGGCACAACUAGCCACGCCCUCGACAAGAAACGAGGAGUCAUGGAGCAGACGGCGGGAGAAGGCGGAAAGAACGAGGGAGGCCAACAAGGCGACAAGGACGCAGGUAACGCCAGCCUCGCGAAUAGAGACCAAGAAGGAAACCGCGACAAAGCGGAGGGUGCUGGAGCCCAAGCGGGGGGCGAGGACAAACCCGCGACACGGGGCGAGUCGCCUGCGUCGACAGGGUCUUCAAACGCGGCAGCGGCUGGCGCCUCUGGCUCUUUGGAGAAGAGCGGAGAAAAAGAGGAGAAAAACCAGAAAGCCGAAGGCGACAAAAACAAAGCAGAAGGGGGCUCCUCAACAGACUCUACGCAGCAGCCGACCGCAGCGGAGGAAGCCCUGCGAGCGGGCGGGACGGCCAUCUCGCUUUCCAAGUUGAUUACGGCGACAAAAAAAGUUGGUAUCAGCGUGAGCGUGCGCGGCCGCGCAGUCAACACAGCAGCGGGGACGGUGAAGCCUUCAGGCUCCGCUUGGAAGAGCGGGGUGUCUGCAGCGGCCUCAUCGUCAGGAUCGUCUGCGUCUGCGCCCUUCUUCGCUGGAGCUGCGUGUGCCGCGGGGGUCGCCUCAGCGCCGUAUGCGGCGCGCGUUGCGGGCGCAGUCCCGACGGGGGCGGUGGACGAGGAGGCCUUCCCCGACUUGAUGAAGAGCGCGGAGCAGGUGAAGCUGGAGGCGCAGAAGGAGAAAGACCGCCAGAAGCGCGCGAAAGAAGCUCUGCGUCGCGCCGAGAAGGGCGACGACAACGCAGGUGGCAGCCAGCCGCACGCCCGGCGCUUGGGCCUACAGGAACUCAUGGAGCUGACAACGGACCCGUCCUCGGCGCUUUCUGGCGGCGGGGACAAGAGCGGCGACAAGGACUCCGCGGCGCGCCCCGCUCGUCCGCAGCGGCGCUGGGCUGACGAAGAGCCUGAAGAGGAGGAGGAUUUUCUGCAGGGAGGGAAUGGGGCCGACGCUGAGAAAGGGCUGUUCUGUCCGUUCGACGGCCGCAGAGAUUUCGGCGGAAGAACGCCAAUCAGCCCUCUCCCCCACUACGUCUUUCCCGGCAUGGAGGGCUCCAUCGUCGCGGGUUAUCUGUCCUUCAUCUCCGUGGGACAGCGAGACCCGCCCCCCUCCCCGCCGCCUCUCGACACCUAUCCAGUCCAACCUGCGGGUCCGCCCCGCCAAGGCGCGGCCGGACCCGUCGGGGUGCAGAACUUCCGCACCAACGCGUUCUACAACCUCCCCGCUGCCGGCAACUGGCCCGGGGCUCCGGGCGGGCCGCCCCCGCAGGCUGGGGGCCAGAUGGCCCGUCCCGGGCCCUCGCUGUUGCGUGAGAAGAACUGGCGCCAACCGGCGGCGGCGGCCGGCCCUGACACGGUCGCGCCAGGCUCGCUGCUUCCGACCAACGCGUUCCAGGGCAGCGUUCCGCCGCAGCCGGGUCGUCUGCAUGUGCUGCAGAGAGACGCAGGAGACAGGGAGGGCCUGCAGCAGCGCACGCUGCCCCCGCCGUACGCCGUGGGUCAGCCCCAAGACCCGCCGCGGUUCGGGCUGGGGGGCGCGGGGCCGCAGCGCGGAAUCCCGUUCGCGGUCACGGAGGCUGACAUCGAGAGGCAGCGCGAGCUGGCGAAGGCGAAGGCGGAGGAGCGCAAGAGGGAGGAAGAAGAGAGAGAGCGUGAGCAGAAGGAGCGCGCCAACAGAAAGCUGCAAGAGCUCGAUGAGAGACUCGCGCGCAGCGGGAAACUGCCCGGCGGAGCCGAACAAGACCCCAGUCAGAGAGAUACUGCGGCCCCGUCACUUCAGGGCCCGGGUGCGGCUGUCGCGCUGCCGUACGGGAAGAUGGAUCGGACGCGUGGAGCGAGUGUGCAGGACCGCGGGGGCCCACGGGGCCACGGCGCGAUGCAGCGGCCGACUUCGUCGAUGGUCAGUGGGGACGAGAGAGAGAACGAAGACUGGCGGCGACCUUCGCCGCCAGCGGACACGCCGUCGGGCGGGAAACGGUCCCCACGGGCCGCGAACGCCGGGGCGCCUUUCCCGCCCGCGUUGUCCUUACCGCGGAAUCCCCCGCCGCCUCCGCCUCUCGCGGCAGCUGGACGAGGGCGUCAUGAUUCUUCGCAGAAGUCGCUUCUGGGAGCUGCCGGCAAGAACGUGCACCACCUCACGCACCCGCAUGCAACGGGCGCGUCGGGAGAUCCCGCGUCGCCUGGCCCGCUUCUCGUCGCGAAUCCGAAUGCGUUGAUCGGCGGGGCGGAUGUGCAUGGACCGCGCGGUCACCUCGGCAAGAAGGGCGCGCCCGUGAAGGGUGAACCUGGAGCCUUCGGAAACGACGGCGUCCCGUUUCAACAAGCCAGCCUUUUGGGCCCCCAGUCGCAGCCUCCGCCGCCGCCGGGCGGCGUCCCACCUGCUCCAUUCGGCGCGCCGGGCGCAGGCCGCGGGCCCCACGGGAAAGGCAUAGCAGGAGGAGGCCCAGGGCCACUGGCGGAAGACAGGGACGACAUGAGGUUCGCCAGAGGGCGUCAGGGCGGCGAUAUAGGCCCGCACGGGCCUGUUGGGCCCGAGCUGGUCCGCGGGGUGAACGGGGAGGAGCCCCUUCCGCCCUUGUUGAGUCGCGAGCGCCCGCGCGGAGCUGGCGCGCAGUACUCGGCCCCGCCGCUUCACCCUCAGGACGGACACCGAGAGAUGGAAGAAGGCGGGACUGGGUUCGCGGCUGGGCGAGGCGCGGCCUCGCAAGCCGCUGCUGACGCCGGAAGAGAAGAAGGAGAUGAGCACGAUGGCGUGGACGGCGAACGGCGCCAGGCCGCGCGACCCCGGUACAGAUUCGGAGCCCUGGUCAACCAGCACCUCGAGGAGAGACAGAGAGAGGAAGACGCCGGACGCGGAGGCCCACAGGCGGCAGCUGAGCCGGAAGCAAUCGGGGGUGCUGCCCAGUUGCGAGAGAAGAGCGCAAGGGGCGCGGGCGAGCGAGGACGAGGCGCGGGUCAACAGCCGACGGCCGAAAAGGGUAGAAGCCGCAGCGCACACAAGCGCGAAGGCGCAGCCGGCCCGGACGCAGAAACGUGGCGCCAGGCCCCCGGAGAAGAGCGGGAAGACUUCCAGCAGGGCAGAGAGAGAGGACAUGGAGAGGCCGGCGCACACAGAGGCCGAGGACCGAAGCGCGACAUGUCUGGGAGUUCCAGUCAGCCAGUUCUUCUUCCAGGCUCAUCGCCGGCGGCCGCAGGCUCCGCAGCAGGGCCUCAGAAGCCUCUCCCUAGGGGUAUGCUACCCUUCCCGUCGCCCAUGCGCGGAGGUCAGCAGCCGAACGGGUCCCAGCCGGGGCGAGGCAUGGCGCGCGCGAGCUCCCCUUCCGCGGAAAACAGCGUGGAGGGCGGCGCCCCGCAGAGCGCAGGGGGAGGCUUCACGGGACGCGAGCGAGCGGGACGAGGUCCGAAACAGCCGUCCAGCCCCACGAGCGACAACUGGAGGGCGGAGAAGCCGGCGGCGCCGGGUGCGUAUGAAGAGACUCCGCGGCUUGGUGAGGGUGUCGUUUCUGGCGGACGCGCGCAGGGCGCGCAGCAGCACUUCCCUCACGGCGCAGGUUCGCAAGCCUCGUCGGUACCUUCGCAGGCGGGAGCGCAGGCAGGUCCUCAGCAGCCACCUCUCAUUGCCAACGUGCCUCUUCUGGGUUUCCCACCUUCCUCUGCAGGGCCGGCCGGUUCCGGGUCAGGAAACGAGGGUAAGGGCUUCCAGCCAGGAAUGAUGCCCUCUGCGUCUGCGGGAAGUUCUUCAGCGAACGGGGAGCCAGGCAAGCUGCCUGGCGGUGGCCCCCAGACUGCAGGAGGGAAUUGCGUCAAAGACCUCCACAAGAAUGCGACUCUGUGGCAGCUGUCGAGCGCUUCUUUCCCCACGAAGAAACCGGGGGCGGCGAACGGGACCGGCGGCGGAGCCGAUGCGGCCUCUGGGGCGGGCCUGCUGCGCAAGCCCAACAGCUCGAACGCGUCUGUGGAGGACCAGCCGCCGGCGUCGGCCGCUGCUGGGCCUUCGCAGCUGGCGCCAACGGGGGGCACCGCAGGAACUAGCGACCUCUCCUUCAAGGCGCUUCUCUCUGCGCGGCCUUCUCCCGCGGUUCUGGUGGCGACGCACCACGCACCGAAGGGCGCCGACGACGGACUUCAUCUUGCGCCUGCGCCCGCCAGCCGCGUCGCCGAGAGCGCAGAGGCUGCUUUGAGCGUGAGCGCUGAGCCGAGCGCUGCCGCUGGAAGCGCCAAGCUGCCGACCGCACACGGACGUGGUGGCGCCGGGUCCAGGGCCGGUGAAGGCGGCAAAGGAGGACUGGCGCCUCAGCAGGGAGGCAAUUCCGCCCCCGCGGCGCCGGCAACAGAGACAGCGGGGCACGGCGCGGGCAGCGGCCGAAAUCAGGGAGCGGGUCGCGGGAGUCAGCGCGAGAGAGACUCGGCGGCGAAGGCCGAGGAGACCGAGAGAGGCUCGCGGGGCGCCGGGUCGUAUCGCAAAGGAGGCGGCAACGCAGGCGCAGGGGCCCAACGCUCGUGGGCGGUGGUUGAGAAGCUAGGGAAGUCGCAGAUGAACAAGGGCGACAGAGAGGAAGCUGACGAGCUCCGAGGGACCUCCGGAGCGGACGCAGCGGCCUCUCGCGUGGGCUGGGGGGAAGGCACUGGCCGAGGCGCCGCGCUCGGUGCGAACAGCGCGAGGCCGCAGAGAGCGGGAGACUGUCGGCAAGAGGAAGAGGCGGGUCACGCGGGUGAAGGAGGCGGCGCUGCGAGAGGUGGACGCGGAGGAGGAGCGGCCCCAGGAGGUGCAAAGGACCCGAGUGCUGGUCGGAAUUCGGCUACAAGCCGCGGUCGCGGUUCCGGCGCGGGCGCAGAUGGAGGAAGGGCGCAUUCCCCGUCAGGGGCAGCCGCGUCCUCCUCGACUCAGCCUCCUCCACGCGGCCCAGAGAAAGAGCGAGGGUCCGGUGGCGACGCGAGCGGCGACCACCAGAAAGGCCGGGAGCAGGGCCAGGGGGGCGCGCGCGGGGGUCGCGGCGGUCGAGGUGUCCGCGGAGGAAGCACCACGACCGGCGGACGGGGGGGCAGUGUGCACGCAGAAAAGGGCGAACAGGCCCCGGGAGCGAGCCCGUUGAACUCACCGCAGGGCGAAGGAGCGUCGGCGUCUUCGGCGUCCACAGAAGAGUCCCGCCAUCGAGGCCACGCAGCAGGGCGCCCUGCCCCGGCUUCCUCUCGGCAAGCAGGCGCGGCAGGAGGCUCCGAGAGAGGGGACAAGGAAGCUGGCGCGAGAGGACCCGGGCAGCGCGGUGGAGCUGCAGGCCAGCAGCAGGGCGCGGCGACGAAGGCUGGCGGGUCCAAGGCGUCGGGCGGAGGACCGGCGGCGUUUGGGCGAGAGCGAAAUGCAGGCGGCGCAGGCGCAGCUGUUUGGCUGCCCAAGGGCGCAGCGGCCAAAGGUCAAGCGGCGGCCCAAGAGGACGAGCAAAGCGAAGAGGUGGCCGCGGAUGAUGAGGGAUUCCAGUUGGUCAAGAGCAAGCGCCGCGAGCAGCAGGAGAAGCGAAAGAAGGCGGAGCAGAAACAGCGAGGCACGGACAACAAGGGCGCCGCGGCGGCGAAUGCUGGCGGGCAGACGACUCAGCAGGGCUCGGGGCGCCAGAACGCGCGGCGCGACAAGGGCCAGCAUCAUGGUGCAGCAGCUUCGUCCUCUUGGAACGCGGGCGCGCCGACGACGACGCCAAGGGCGCAACCCACAGAGGAGGCUCCUGCGGGAUCGACGGCGGCGAAGUCCGGCGCACAGGACGAGGCCUCAGCGGUCGAUCGGAAAUCCAAGGGCGAGAAAGAGGGCGAAGGGACCGUCGCCAGCGGCGGAGGGCGCGGUCAAAGACACGAAGGAGGCGGUAGAAAGCCGUCUGCAUCUCCUCGCGGAGACGGGCGAUCCGGUGGCGGGAGAGGAGGCUCGCAGGCGCCGAAACGCCACGGCGAAGACUCUGCCUCGCACGGCCGCGACAAGAAAGAAGGGCGGGCGUCUGGCCAAGGCGAGGGCCGAAAGGACUUUAGCGGCAGUGGCAAGGGAGGCACGCGAGGAGGCGAAGGGACGCUGACGGCCGCGACCACCGUGGAGAUCGCCACGAAUGCGUCUGAAGGCCCUGCUGCCCUCGAAGAGCAGCGUGCGACUCGCCCGAGAGGGGAAGAGGAACCAAGGGUCGCACGCGAGGCAGGUGACAGCGCGGAGAAGAAGGAAGCGUCUGCGUUUGGUCUUCUUCCGCUGCCUGCGGGAACGGCGUCGUCCGGCGCGUCCGCCCGGCGGCAGAGUGGCGGUGGAGCCCGAGGCGGUCGCGGCUCCUCCCAGCACCGCCGCGGGAAUGGUGAGAGUGGCCAAGGCAAGACUGAGGGCGAGGAAAGCCGCAAAGACGAAGGCACCAACGCGCGAGAGGAGCGUGGCCAUGAGAAGUCGGGGCGCGAGCGACGGGGGUCUGCCAUGGGGAAGGGGGGCGCGCGGCGCGGAGCUGGAGGGUUCGAUGACUCGAAGCGGAGGCAAGGCAGCCCCGCGGUGCUGGAGGGCAAGGCCCGCGAGCAAGGCGCUCAGAGUGCGGCGACGACGACGAGGGAUCCUUGGCACAGCGCUUCGCAGCAGGGCUCCGCGUAUCCCUCUCAGCAGGGAAUGGACGCGGCGGGCAACUCUGUGCAUGCUCAGCCGCUUCUGUCUGAACAAGGAGGAGGCGCGCAUCUUCCGGUGGCGGGCGGCAGCCCGCCGGGAGAUCGAGGCAGGACUGGGGCGUCGCCGACGUCGUCCGUGGGACCAGCGUACUCGCUAUGGUCUUCGAACUUCAACCAGCCAGUCACGGCGUCGUCGCGCGUGGCGCCGGAGACGAUCGCCGCCAUCUGGGCCCGCGACACGGGCUCCGCUCCGACCGCGGUCGGAGGCGGCGCUCCGAGGGGAGGCCGGAUGCCGGGGAGCCCUACCGGCGCUCCGGGCGAAAUGGCAGGCCUAGCACCGCACCACCACAUGACGCCAGUGGGCAUGCCGAUCCCUCCACACCACCAAGGCGGGCCAGCUGACCCGUUUCACCAGGCCGGCGGGCCUCUCGGGCCUUCGCCGCUUCACUUCCCGCCUCAGCUCCACCGGUCCAUGCAGCCGCCGGGGGCUUCCCGGGGAGCUUCCUCGGGCCUCGUGACCGCUGCAGACGGCCAGCUAAUGGGCCAAGGCGGUUCCCACCGUGUUCCCCCUUCUCACGUUCUGCAUGCGUCGCAGCACCUGAUGCAUGGGUCCGGCGCACCUGCGCAAGUAGGUGGAAGCCUGAACCCCCGCGCUCCAGGCGUGCCUCCGUCUUCGAUGCCUGGAUCCCCGGCGUUGUUCCAGCCCGGCUGCUAUGGCGCCCCUGGGGGAGCGGCCGUGCCCCGCCCGGGGGCCCCACGCAUGCCUGCGCAGCGGAACGUCGCGGGGUCCCUCGCGGGCGCCCCGGGCUCCCUCUCCAAGGCCGAGAUGCUGGGCCCGCCGUUGCUUCCUGGGACAGCGACCCCUGGCCUUGUGACGCUUCCUCCGGGGCAAGGAGGCCCUGCCGGUGGAGCGCACGGGACCGGCUCGUCGAGGAUGGACUUGUACGACCCGCGCAAUCCGCUGGCCGCCUCGUCUUUCGCGCCGGUGCCUCAGGGCUCCUCCCACCCUCAUUCUGCAGUAGUCGCUGGCAGCCACCCCUCCUACGUGAUUCCUGAUGCCAGCCACCUUCUCCCCGCCUUUGCGCACCCGCAAGGCCCGGCGUUCUCGUCCCCUCUUGGCCAUGAGGGUGCGGCGCCAGGGGCGCCUGGCGGCGGCCGAGCCGGGGGACCUGGAGGCCCACCCAUGUGGGUGGCUGCGGGGAGCCCGGGUGCGGGCCAGGCGGGCGCAUUCGUGGCGUCGUCCCCAGGUCCUCACCAUCAGCAGGGCCGCGGCGGACACCCCAUGGGGCGAGGAAGUGAUAUGUUGUCCCCGACUCAUGGUUUCGGCGCAUUCAUGCCAGCCCAAGGUGGAGGACGGAACGGCAACGGAGCGCAGCAGUUCGGGGGCAUGGGGGCUGCCGGACAGCGGGGCGCAGGCGCAGCCGGAGGAGGGGGCGAGUUCUACAUGUGA